Molecule: messenger RNA, 2232 nt
Organism: Hyalella azteca
Lineage: Eukaryota; Metazoa; Arthropoda; Malacostraca; Amphipoda; Hyalellidae
Exons: 2
Coding region: 44-808 (254 amino acids)
Biological process (GO): regulation of transcription by RNA polymerase II
Cellular component (GO): nucleus; transcription regulator complex
Molecular function (GO): DNA binding
Source: RefSeq, a predicted model, not a curated record
GGGAGUUACCAAACAUGCGCCGCAGCGUCAGUGUGCGGCCGGCAUGGACGAUGAGAGGGUGAUUGCGGCCGUGCAGUGUCGGCCGCCUUUGUACGACAAAAAUCAUCCAAAACAUUGUAACAGAGAACUAAUCCGCACUCUAUGGGAAGAGUGUGCCACGGAAAUCGGUGGCAACAUCGACCAAGUGAAGCGGAGAUGGGCUUACCUGCGAGACUACUUCACCAAACUCUACCGCCUGUCGAAAAUUCCGUCCAGCCGAAGAAAGAAGUGGCCGCUUUUCGACAGCAUGAUGUUCAUAGUAGGUGACGGCCGAGACUUAACCGAGGACUCUGGUCUUGAGGAAACGUACCCUAUGCAUUCACAAAAUUUCUCUUUUCUAUCACAUGGGAACCAAAAGCCUUCUAAUAUUAUGAACAUAGAAAAUUGUGAUUCGGAGGCUGUAAAAGAAGAAAUUGAUGGACAUGAAAAUUCUCUUUUAGAAGCCACGCCAACAAUCAACGUCAAGCGCGGUAGACUGGAUUUCGACGCGUAUCUUGAAAGAGGAAAACAGGAUUCUGCAUACCACUCCACCGAGCCUUUUGUAUAUAUGAAUGAGAAAGAAUAUACGAAAAGCUUCAAGCCAGAAGAUGAAGACGACGACUUAUGUUUUUUCAAGAGUCUUAUGCCGAUGCUUAAGAAAUUAGACGAUAUCGAGAAAAUAGAGUUCAGGAUGGCAGUUCAAAACACUCUACUUGAAUGCAUGAAGAAAAGAAGAGACCGGGAGCAGUCAAAUUCAAGUGAUUUCUCGGAAGAGAAAGUCUUCCAAUAGCAAUGCCAUGAUUUCAGAUUGCGAUUUUAGCUGUCCAUGAUUAGUUUCAGAUUUCUAAAUUUUGGUUUCGAUGAAUUUUGAAAACCUCUUCAGCAAUCUCCUGAAUUUCAACUGCUGUCAUUACAUCGGAAAAGUUUUAGCUGAAAAAGUAAAAGUAUUAAAAUAAAUAACUCUCUCUGUAAUUUUCCCAACGGUUUUACAGUAAAAAAGUAUUGUUGGUAUCUUCACGAUUAGUGAGUGAAAAAUAAUUCAGCUCAACGCAUACAAUGUUCAGGAUUUUAUUGGAUUUAUGCUUUUGUUUUGUAAGUGAGCUCCAACAGCAAAUAUUCGAACAAAUUUUACAACUAAAGCCUUAAACGAAUUACAGACACUAAUGUUUAUGGAAAUUUGUUUGUGAUAUUCGUUGCUUAUUUUGGUAAUAUUUUAACAUAUAACCAAAGAAGUUCCAUGGAAUCUGAAUGUAACGCUUUAAAAUGAUGAUCAUAUGAUCAGUUUGUUGUACAAAUUAGUACAGAAUGCUUGUACUAUUUACUGUGCAUGCAACCACUGCCGCAAAAUUUGAAUAAAAAAGUUACUAUGAGUCGCUAAGUGCUGCAAUUAGAGAUUAAACUUAGUGCGUUUCAAAUAUAAAAUCGUUUUCGUUUUAAUAAGAAAUGCAAGAAUGGCUGUAGCCAAUUCUAGUGAUAAUUUUUUCAUUUUCUGUUUCAAGUUUUGAGAGAAUGAUACGUUGUUCUAUAAACGUCUUGAACUUCUGCGAUGGUUGCAAUAAUGAAACAGUUUGCUAACUAUAGAUUAACUGCGUGAUUUUUUAAUGUCCGCAAAUCGCAAAAGUUCAUCGAGUUUAGGGAACGUUUGAAACUGUAAUAGUAAUUCAUUCUUCGUUCCCUCACGGUAAGUUACUUAUUCUGUUAUUCUGUAUUAAAUUUUUUGUGUGCGUAACGAAGCCUGCCUUCAAGUGUUUACAAAUUUUACAAUCAAAUUAAUUGUACCCAAAUGAUUUCAAAAUUAUUUAUAUUAAGGCUAGCCGUUAUUACCGUUAGGAAAAGCAAGGCUCAUUUGAGAUUAAUUAGCUGCAAAGAGCAUAAGUUCAUGCGUUAGAAUUUGAAAAAGUUGCCGGGAUGUUUGAAGGUCAGUACGGAGUGUCUGUCCUAUAAUAUCAUAUUCUGGCAACUCGGUAAAAAUUAUUUAAGAAUGGAAAAUAUCAGUGGAAAUGACUGUUACAUGAACAUCAUGGAAGAUCUCGCUCUUGAAAUAAAAUGACUGAAUUCAGUUUCGAAUAUUGUUCUUUUAUAUUGUUUAAGGAUCGAAAAAUGAGAUGAGAUAGGUUCGAAAUUUUUAGUACACUGGAUAUAGUUUACUGUUGUACGAUUGUUUAUUUGGACCAUUUGAAAUUUCAGGCUAUACUCUUAUCUUGUCUUAUCUUG